CUUUCCCUCGGCUAUUUGAUUUUUUUCUUUUCUAUGCUCCUUGCUCAUUCCAUGAUGUCAUGUUAGCUCCCUGUAAACGAAAAAGACAUGGCCACACUGAGAAAGUGGGGAUUUGCAUCGCCUAUAUAAAGGGGGUCACUCUCGCCUUCAAUCUACUUGCACCAAACCUCAACUGUUCCUUCCCCAAGACUCAACUGGUCCCUCCUCAAAACCCAAUCGACCAUCCUUCAAGACUCCGUAAUCGCAACCACUUUUGCCAGAAUUGUAACAAGGGCCAUUAUCGGAACCGUUGCAACAACAAUCGCUAGAGCUUUCGCAAGAACCUCUUCAUAAAUCUCCACGAGCCCUUUCAUAAACCUUUACUCAUCCCGGAUUAGGUGUAUCAUUACAAUGAUGAAGAAGUUAGCCGCCCUCCUUUUAUGUGCUUCUGUCGCGUACUCCGAAACAGUCAAAGGAAUAGAUGUAUCAGGAUAUCAGCCAAACGUAAACUGGAAUACGGUGAAGGCGAACGGAAUAAAAUUCGUUUAUAUCAAAGCCACAGAAGGCACCGGCUACAAGAAUCCUAGCUUCAACUCACAGUACACUGGUGCUACCAACGUGGGUCUAAUCCGAGGAUCAUACCAUUUCGCCCGUCCAGACGUUUCAAGUGGUGCGGUACAAGCCAAUUACUUCGUCUCCAAUGGCGGUGGGUGGAGUGGCGAUGGUAUUACUCUUCCAGGCGUCGUCGACCUUGAAUACAAUCCAUAUGGAACCAACAAAUGCUAUGGACUGAGCGCAGCUGGUAUGGUUAACUGGAUUCGCGAUUUUUCCAAUACGUACAAAACCAAAACCGGACGUCCUCCUGUUAUCUAUACGAGUACCAGCUGGUGGCAAUUAUGUACUGGAAACUACGGUGGUUUCGGUAGCGAAAACCCACUGUGGAUUGCGAGGUACGCUAGUACGCCCGGAACUCUUCCUGCAGGAUGGGCAUUCUACUCGUUCUGGCAGUAUACGGAUAACGCAAGCCCCAACCCAGGCGAUGGUGAUUAUUGGAAUGGCAGUUUGGCAAACCUCCAGAAGUUCGCCAGAGGAGGAUGAUCUCUCUAACAGUUAUCUUUUGUAUUGUGGUGCAUAUCUUCCUGAGUUCUCUUUUCUUUCUCCUUGUAAUGAGUUAUAUGAAAAUAAGAAACUUUUGAAGAAAAAAAAAAAGAAAAGAAAAAAACUAUUUUUAAGAAUCAGCUGAGUCGUAUAAUAAACAUCGCCUAAAAUUCAUUUUCAAA
Molecule: messenger RNA, 1259 nt
Organism: Lobosporangium transversale
Lineage: Eukaryota; Fungi; Mortierellomycota; Mortierellomycetes; Mortierellales; Mortierellaceae
Product: glycoside hydrolase family 25 protein
Exons: 1
Coding region: 391-1077 (228 amino acids)
Biological process (GO): peptidoglycan catabolic process; cell wall macromolecule catabolic process; carbohydrate catabolic process
Molecular function (GO): lysozyme activity
Source: RefSeq, a predicted model, not a curated record